This is a messenger RNA of Galleria mellonella (greater wax moth), 6648 nucleotides long. RefSeq names its product formin-like protein (gene Frl). Lineage: Eukaryota; Metazoa; Arthropoda; Insecta; Lepidoptera; Pyralidae. Bases 242 to 3520 code for a protein of 1092 amino acids. The transcript has 17 exons. Gene Ontology annotation, cellular component: cytosol. The record is from RefSeq and is a predicted model, not a curated record. Gene Ontology annotation, biological process: cell migration; cortical actin cytoskeleton organization; regulation of cell shape. Gene Ontology annotation, molecular function: small GTPase binding; actin filament binding.
CGUACUUCACUUCAGUCAGUUUAUUUGUUUCAUUCAUAUAGUUCUUGUUCCGCUUCUUGUUUUGUUGAACGUUUUUAUACCAGACUCGUUUAAGAUCGCUUCACCGUGUGCUUUGUAAUGUAAUGUGAUAGUAAACCUGAUGAUUUAUUAAUUGUCGUGAUAUAAUAGUGCUGUUAUCUGUGAUAAAAUGAUGACUUAAUCAAAUAUGUGUUGGCAUUAGUGAUUUUCGAGUUUUCGUAAAAUGGGUUUGAUAACGUCAAGGGAUCAGACGAUGUUGGACGGACCGACCGCGUCGGCGAAGAGUAACCAUGUCCGUCAGCCGUCCACUAGGAACCGAACCAAGCCCCCGAUGCCGGACCGGGAUGAGUUGGAAAGCCGGUUCAUCAAAGUUCUGGCUUCGAUGGACCUUCCCCCGGAUAAGGCGAAGUUGUUGCGCAACUAUGACCUAGAGAAGAAGUGGGAGAUCAUCUGUGAUCAAGACAUGGUGCAAGCGAAAGACUCCCCGACACACUACCUCAAUAAGCUUAGAACGUAUCUGGAUCCUAAGGCGUCUAGGAGUCAUCGGAAAAGAAAAAUGGUGGGCGACUCGACCUCGACCCAAGUCCUCAGGGACUUGGAGAUAUCAUUACGAACCAAUCAUAUAGAAUGGGUCCGCGAAUUUCUUAACGAACAGAACCAAGGGCUGGACGUGCUGAUCGACUACCUGAGCUUCAGGUUGAGCAUGAUGCGGCACGAGCAGAGGAUCGCGCUGGCCAGGAGUCAGUCCAGUGAUGGGAUCAAUCAAGCGAACACGACGACGUCGGAGUGCAGCGCGGGGGCGGGUGCGGGUGCAGGCGCGGAGGGCGCGGCGUCGCUGCCGGCGGCGUGGCGGCGGCGCGCGCGCUCGUCGGACGCGGAGGCCGAGCCGGCCAGCCCCGCCGCCGCACGCCGCCGCUCGCGCCACGCCGCACGCCUCAACAUGGGCGCCUCCACCGACGACAUCCACGUCUGCAUCAUGUGCAUGCGCGCCAUCAUGAACAACAAGUACGGCUUCAACAUGGUGAUUCAACAUCGGGAAGCUAUCAACAGUAUAGCGCUCUCAUUAGUACACCAUUCAUUGCGAACGAAGGCUCUGGUGCUAGAACUACUCGCAGCCAUCUGCCUGGUGAAAGGUGGACAUCAGAUCAUACUGUCGGCGUUUGACAACUUCAAAGAAGUGGUCGGGGAGCCGAGGCGAUUUCACACCCUGAUGGAAUACUUUAUGAACUAUGACACGUUUCACAUCGAAUUCAUGGUGGCGUGUAUGCAGUUCGUCAACAUCAUAGUGCAUUCAGUGGAGGACAUGAACUUCAGGGUACAUCUGCAGUACGAGUUCACAGCGCUGAAGCUCGACGACUAUCUGGAGAGGCUGCGGUUGUGUGAGAGUGAGGACUUACAGGUGCAAAUCUCAGCAUACCUGGACAAUGUGUUCGAUGUAGCAGCCCUGAUGGAAGACAGCGAAACGAAGACAGCAGCCCUGGAGAAAGUCAAUGAAUUGGAGGAUGAGUUGGGUCAUGCGCACGAGCGGCUGGCGGCGCUGGAGCGCGAGGCGAUAGCGAAGCUGGCCACGCUGGAGGCCGAGCUGGCGCAGGUGCGCCACGAGCGCGACCAGCUGGCCGAGGCGCGCCGCCAGGUCGUCGAGGAGGUAUCGACGUUACGUCGAGCGCAGCAGGACUCUCGGAAUCGACAGUCGAUGCUAGAAUCCAAGGUGCAGGAGUUGGAAUCUCUAACCAAAUCGUUGCCCAGAGGGGCUUCGAUGGGUGCUAUAUCAUCACACGUGUUGUGCAACGGAACUUCAAAUGGACCGACGCACGCGCACUCCAACGGUCACACUACAUUACCCAACGGUACUUCCUCAAAUCCGGUCCAUGUACCCCCACCUCCCCCUCCGGCGCCGGUGGCCGCCCCUGCCCCAACACCGCCACCACCACCCGCUCCCGCACCGCCACCACCUCCACCCCCCACCCUGGGUGCACCGCCCCCUCCCGCGCCACCAGCUCCAGGUUUAAUGCCACCGCCGCAGCAGCAUGAUGCAAUGACGAUCAAGAGAAAGGUCGACACCAAGUACAAGCUGCCUACACUUAACUGGAUUGCGCUCAAACCUAACCAAGUGCGAGGUACAAUCUUCAACGAGCUGGACGAGGAGCGUCCACGCCGGCGCAUUAACUUCGCGGAGUUCGAGCAGAAGUUCCGCAUCGGCGGCGUCGGCGCGGGCGCGCCGGGCGGCGGCGGCAACGCCGUCUGCGACGACACGCUCGCCUCCUUUCCCAGCAAGCGUUUCCGCAAGCCCGACACUGUUUCACUGCUCGAACACACGCGUCUUAGGAAUAUAGCAAUAUCAAGAAGAAAACUGGACACACCAGUGGAGAAAGUAAUAGCUGCUAUCAAUAAUCUCGAUUUAAAACAGUUACCACUAGAGAGCGUCGAGAUCCUUCAGCGCAUGGUACCGACAGAGGCCGAACAAAAAGCGUAUAAAGAAUACGUCGCCGAGAAGAAAAAUAUCAAUCAGUUGACCGAGGAAGACAAAUUCCUCAUGCAGUUAGCUAAAGUCGAAAGGAUAUCAGCUAAAUUGUCCAUAAUGAACUACAUGGGCAACUUCUUCGACAAUAUCCACUUGAUAACCCCUCAAAUCCACGCGAUAAUAUCCGGUUCAUCAUCAGUGAAGUCCUCACAGAAGCUGCGGAAUGUUCUGGAAAUCAUUCUCGCGUUCGGUAACUACUUAAAUAGCAGUAAACGUGGACCGGCGUACGGGUUCAAGCUGCAGUCGUUAGAUACACUGAUGGACACAAAGUCGACUGACAAAAGGAUAUCUUUACUACAUUACAUAGUGGCCACGAUCAGACAGAACUUCCCCGAGCUGAUGAACUUCGAUACAGAGUUGUUGUACAUAGACAAAGCGGCGCAAGUGUCGCUGGAGAACGUGGUGGCGGACGUGUGCGAGCUGGAGCGCGGCAUGGAGGCGUGUCGGCGCGAGAGCGAGCAGCGCGCGGCGCACCAGGCGCACGCGCACCUGCUGCGCGACUUCGUGGCCAACGCGCACGACAAGCUGCGCCGCCUGCGCGCCGAGACCAAGCACGCGCAGGAUUCCUUCUCUUCCUGCGUAGAGUACUUCGGUGAGGCGCCGCGCGGAUGCGACGCUAAUGCUUUCUUCUCGCUUCUCGUCCGGUUCACGAGGGCGUUCAAGCAAGCGGACGCGGAGAACGAGCAACGCCGGCGGCUCGAGCAAGCGGCGCAGCAGGCAGACGCUGUCGACCCCAACAAGACCAAGCUCAUGCAGAAGAAACAACAGGAGGCUGUAAUCAACGAACUAAAAACGAAAUCUCAGGCCGUCGGCGAGAAGAAGCUUCUCCACCAGGACGAGGUGUACAACGGGGCGCUGGAGGACAUCCUGCACGGGCUGCGGUCCGAGCCGUACCGGCGCGCUGACGCCGUCCGCCGCUCGCACCGCCGCCGCAUCAAUUCGCACCGACUGUCCAAAGGGCUCGAAGAGCUGGACGUAUGAUACGAACAGGAAUCCAGUCAAGCACUGGACCACUCGACCGUACAGAACGCCGUCAACUCGAUCAACGCGAGGUGCGCCACAUACAUCAACGAUGUCGAUAAGAAGAAGAGACGCAAAGACUUAGAUAUGGUGCACAAGAAACAAUCGAUAGCUAUAUACAAUAUUGAGGACAACGCCCCAGAGUUUGGUCCCGCGGAGCCGCACCACGGGACCGCGAGACACAAGUCGUCGUACAGGGUGGCGCCGUCCGAGUGCGAGGUGGAGGAGCGCUGCGAACUCAUCAAGUCCACGUACGAUGUGAUCUCCAAGUAUACGCGCGCCAUGUUCGAGAAACAGAACGAGACCGUUGUGUGAGAGAUGUGCCUAUAAUUUUGUUGUUGUUCCCGUCGUAUAUUGCACUUGUUACUCACAACUCUACGCUGCCGAAUGUAAUUACUUUAUUUAAUUGUAAAAGACAAAAUUUUAAGUUCACACAAUGUCGCUAAGAGUGACUGGGUACUGUGUGAAUUAAUUAUUAACUUAAUCUCUUGCCAUAGGAAAACGAGCUUUAAUCGGCCGCAAUAGAGGGCAAUAUACGCAAAAACAACAUUCGAUACGCCUACAAAUUCAUUCCACGCAACGCUGCAGUAUUUUGCUACUAACAAUUUACAAAUAUCUUUAUUUCUAUACAAAAGCUUAGCUUUUAAAGGUUUUUCGUGGGCCCAUAGCUUAUUAGUUUUAGAAUGGUCUCUCUCUUACAUUGAAUAGUAGAGGGAGAUAGAGCGAUCGGGCUAUAGGCGUUAUAGUACCGCUAGAUACGGCCUUUGAGAACGCACAGUUUUCUACACAAUGUUUUCAAAAAUCCAACGUAAUUUUUUUACAUGUAGUAAUAUAGUUAUUAAAUUAAACAGUGUCCUUAAUAUAAUAUGAUGAACAUUAUACACAAUAAUUAUAUGAACCCAAGUAUAGUGGGUUUUCAUGUAAACGUUUAAUAUAUGAAUUAUAUUGCAUUUAUACAUUUUUUAGCAUUUUAUAUUUACCAAUAUUUGUGAUAGUUCAAAAUGGUUCUCUCUAGAUUUGCAUUUUUUACAAUUUCGCGAUUGUUUACGCGACGUCCUCGUAACAUGACAGUAUAAAUAGUUUUUAAUUUGUAUAGAGUACGAUUCCACUAUAGAUAAGUUUAAUUCUCACUUCUUAUCUUGAAUCAAUUAUUCAUUCGAGUUGUUAGAAUAAUUCUCAUAAGGAAAUCAUUCAACAUUUUUCGAAUCUCUAUUAAUUAUUUUAUUUGUAAAUAUUUUAAUUUUUUUCCAACGCGUCUCUAACAAUGCCAGUCUCGUAAUAAAUAUCAAUUUAUAUUUGUAAAUAUAGUAUUUUUAUAUUAUCCCCUCAAGUUGCUUGAGUCGGCAGAUCCACGGUAUAUAUAUAUUGUUUUAAAUAUCUGUUUAGUUACGAAACCGACAUUGUUGCAGAUGUAUUAAAAUAAAUACGUAAUAUAAUUGGAUUGAGAUGUAAUUUAAUAUAUUUAAUUCGUAAAUACACUUGUAAACUCGUCUCACACGAUUCAUGUCAACACGAUACAUUCCUACCGUACCAUAUUUCUUGUAAAUAAAUAUCCAUUUUUAAUUGCAUGUGCAUAUUAUAUUUAUUAAAAGGCAUUUAAAAAUAUUCAUCCUUUUAGGUAAAAUAAAAUGGAAAAAUGCAUAGGGUUUACCUGGUGGUAGUUUUUUUUAUUUGACGUCCCAUCAGUGGAUACCACACAUCCAGCCCUAUAUCUCUUCCAGCCAGUUAUUGAUCCUAGUGAUCUAGAUUUUAAAAUGGUGACUCCAUUUUCCCUUAUCUUCUCUCAUUUGCGACAUUAUUUGUAUAGACUACAACUUAUUUAAAAUUAUUUUGGAGGCUCGACCUCUUAAAGAAAGCGCAAUAUGCACACAUCUUUGCAAAGUUCGUUUGCAUCAUCGGUUGGGUACCAUGUGUGACCACGACACUCUAAAAGGGUUCCCAAACUUAUUUUGUCUACUGCCCACUUUGAGAAUAAAUUAUUUUUUAGCACCCCCAUUUUUUCACCUACUUAAAAACCACUGUUACUUCAAGAUCAACAAAUCACCCCCUAAGCCUCUACACAAUGCCCCCAUUUUUUUUCUGGGUAUCUUCCCGGCCCCAUUUAGACUUGCAGCGCCUACAAAGGGGCGUUAUCGUUCACUUUGGGAAAGGCUGCUCUAAAAUCUAAAUGUGUCUCUAAAAUUAGAACAUUUUAGAGAAUAGACAUAGAUUUAGUUUCAGUACGUAAAAGUGUAUCAUGUUGAUAUAACUGUGUGGGCAUAUUUAAUUAUAUAACGGUGCUUUUACGCACAACUCGUCAUAUUUUGCUUGUUCACUGGUGGAUAAAUUUGUUUUAUUUUAUUAUUUUAAAUAUAUUACUAAGUCACGAUUAGUUUAUAAUAAAAUAUUUGUUUUUGAUAUACAGGGUUACUUUGUCUCAAAUACGCUCGCGCAAAGUAUAAUGGAAUGAAACAAAUGAAUAAUCAUCCUGUAGAUAUUUUUAAUAUCAGUGAUUACAGUUUUUGAAAUAUUGUUUUAAGGGUUAAAAGUUACUUAACAAAUACAGAACAAAUUAAUUGCCAAUUACAAUUUUUGAUCUGUCACUCUUUAAAUUAAAAAUUAGACUUUAGAAUCUUAAUUAAAAAUCAAAUUCAUUGUACUAUAUAAUAUCAUUUUGUAUAUCUCACAUCUGAAAAGAAUCUCUAAAAUUAGAUUAUUAAGUCUAAAAUUAUCUAAUUUUAGUAAUACUUCUCUUAAAUAGGUAUGAUGACAUGAGUUAAAAAUUUAAACCCAUUAUUUUUUAUCAGAGUAUCUUUAGUACUUCAGAAUAGGUAAACAACUUAAAAUGUAAUUCCCACUAACAGGAAUCUCCAUAAAGAUAACAUAAUGUCCUUUGCCUUUGAACAUUGUGUGAAAUAUGAACAUUGUUCUGUAUUUGGGAAGAUGCCUUUAAGUUUGGUAGAAGUUUAUAGUAAUGUUUUUUGUAUAGUUAUUUGUAUGUGAUGUAUACAAUAUGAGAGUUUUUAAUUGAUUUUAAUAGUUUUGUUCAUAUUGCAUGUACGCUAGUGUUAGAAACAGUAUUCAGUGAUGCAAUAAACAAUAUACAUUUA